GGUGCCCUGACCGUGGGCGCCGCCGCAGGCACCUGGGCGAGGCAUCCAGCAUCCCGGCAGCGGCUGCUCGGGGCCGAUCGGGACGCCGGGACCCCGCAGGAGCGCACCCCCGCUGCCGCUCCCGCCGCCUCCCUUCGCUCCUCCUUGACGCGCGGUCCUCCUCCGUCCCCUCCCUCCUCCCACCCCGGAGGAUGCGCUCCCCCGCGCCCAGCGGCACAGGCCACCGCUCCCAGAAAUGCGUGUGCCCGAGCCACUUCGCCCCGACCCGCGGAGCCCGCGCCCCCGCCCAGUAGGAAUAUGACUCACUGAUUUAAAAGGAAGUUUCCCAAUCCUUUGCACUUUUGGCUGUGUAUUAUGGAUACUAAGGAAGAGAAGAAGGAACAGAAGGAACGGAAACAGAGUUAUUUUGCCCGACUAAAAAAGAAAAAACAAGCCAAACAAAAUGCAGAGAUAUCCUCAGCUGCAGCCACAAGGGUCCAUCCUGGGAAAGAAGAUGCUAAUUCGGUCACUUUGGAACAAGACAAGUCCAACACUGCAGUGGAGGGGGAAUAUAGCACUGAUGAGAAAAAGAAGAGAAAAAACAAUCAGCUAAAGGAAAUCAGGCGCACGGAACUCAAGAGGUACUACAGUAUUGAUAACAAUCAAAGCAAAACCCAUGACAAAAAAGAGAAGAAGAUGGUGCAGAAGCCGCAUGGCACCGUGGAAUACACUGCCGGAAGCCAGGACACCCUCAACUCUGUCGCACUGAAGUUUAACAUCACUCCCAAUAAACUAGUGGAACUGAACAAACUCUUCACACACACCCUUGUCCCGGGCCAGGUCCUGUUUGUGCCAGAUGCCAAUGUCCCUUCUAGUACCUUACGGCUUUCGUCAUCCACCCCUGGUGCUACUGUCUCUCCGUCGUCAUCAGAUGCAGAAUAUGAUAAGCUGCCUGAUGCUGACUUAGCAAGAAAGGCCUUAAAACCCAUCGAAAGGGUGUUAUCUUCGACUUCCGAGGAAGAUGAGCCAGGUGUUGUGAAGUUUCUCAAGAUGAACUGUCGGUAUUUCACUGAUGGAAAGGGUGUGGUUGGAGGCGUCAUGAUUGUCACCCCUAACAAUAUCAUGUUUGACCCUCAUAAGUCUGACCCCUUGGUGAUUGAAAACGGGUGUGAAGAAUAUGGUCUCAUCUGCCCCAUGGAAGAGGUUGUCUCCAUUGCCCUGUACAACGACAUUUCCCACAUGAAGAUCAAAGAUGCUCUACCAUCCGACCUACCUCAGGAUCUUUGUCCUCUGUACAGGCCUGGAGAAUGGGAAGACCUGGCUUCAGAGAAGGAUAUCAAUCCAUUCAGUAAAUUCAAAUCCAUCAACAAGGAAAAACGACAGCAGAAUGGGGAGAGAGCCGUUGCUUUAGAUCCCAAUUCCGUGGACUCCGCCGAGGAACCCACAGAAUGUACACAUCCAAAGCCCCAGGAUAGCUCCGAGUCAUGGAAAUUAAAGAAACUGGAACCUUCCAAGGGAACAGCCCACGCGUCUCCCUCAGUGACGCAGCUCAGCAAGGGACACUCCGAUUCCCACGCUGCCUUGGGACCUACAGCCAAAGAAAACUGUCUUUUAGGAGAAGACGAGGACUUCGUGGACUUGGAAGAACUUUCUUCUCAGCCUGGGAGUGGAAUGGACAAAGGAGACACUACAAAGGAAUGUUUUUCCUUUGACCAAACGACGGGAGAGCUCCUAACUAUCACGUCUGCAAAGAAAAUGCAGGUGCAGUCAGCCCCGAACUUCACCGGACUAGAGAAUGAUGCUGAAUUGAAGGGGGCCCUGGAUUUAGAGACCUGCGAGAAGCAAGAUAAAGCGCUAGAAGGGGACAAGCAGCCUGGAUCCCCAGAAAACCAGGAGGAAAACACGCUGAAGAUACACGAAGAUCUCGAUAAAGUUAAGCUCAUUGAAUUUUACCUAAAUAAAAACAAAGACGGGUCACAGCUCUCUGAAGCUGUCCGGAAGUCAGAACUAAGCGAGACCAAAGGUGAUAAACCGGGAGGGAUAGACAUCAUGCUUAGUAGCUCUCUUCCCCAAGCAGGUGAUUCCCUACCUGAGAGCAACCAAGAGCCAGGUGCAAUCUGGGUGAAAGAGCGCGAGAGACUGUCCUCAAAACUGGAUCCCGGUGCAGAGGAAACUGGGAUUAAUAAUAAAGAGGCUCUGGGUUCUUUGGAAUUAUCUCUAGACAAGAGCUGCCAAGGCGCACAAAUGGAUAACAAAUCUGAGAUUCAGUUAUGGCUGCUAAAGCGAAUUCAGGUACCCAUUGAAGAUAUACUUCCCUCCAAAGAAGAAAAGAGCAAGACCCCACCCAUGUUUCUAUGCAUCAAAGUGGGAAAACCAAUGAGAAAAUCCUUUGCCAGCCACACCACCGCCAUGGUCCAGCAGUACAGCAAGAGAAGAAAGCAGCCUGAGUACUGGUUUGCUGUUCCCCGGGAGAGGGUGGAUCACUUGUACACCUUUUUUGUUCAAUGGUCUCCUGAUGUCUACGGGAAGGAUGCCAAGGAGCAAGGCUUUGUGGUGGUGGAGAAGGAAGAACUAAACAUGAUCGACAAUUUCUUCAGCGAGCCGACUACCAAGAGCUGGGAGAUCAUCACUGUUGAGGAGGCAAAACGCAGGAAGAGCACGUGCAGCUACUACGAGGAGGAGGACGAGGAAGAGGAGGAGGGACUGCCCGUCUUGCAGCCCCACAGUGCGCUCCUGGAGAACAUGCAUGUCGAGCAGCUGGCCCGACGCCUUCCAGCUAGGGUACAAGGCUAUCCGUGGAGGCUGGCCUACAGCACAUUAGAGCAUGGAACCAGCUUGAAAACUCUCUAUAGGAAAUCAGCAUCAUUAGAUAGUCCUGUUCUGCUGGUCAUCAAAGACAUGGACAACCAGAUAUUUGGGGCGUAUGCCACUCAUCCCUUCAAGUUCAGUGACCACUAUUACGGCACUGGCGAAACUUUUCUCUACACCUUUAGCCCUAAUUUUAAGGUCUUUAAGUGGAGUGGAGAAAACUCGUAUUUUAUCAAUGGAGACAUUAGUUCUUUAGAACUUGGUGGUGGAGGGGGGCGGUUUGGUCUGUGGCUAGAUGCUGAUUUAUACCACGGACGCAGCAACUCUUGCAGCACUUUUAAUAAUGAUAUCCUUUCCAAAAAAGAAGACUUCAUCGUUCAGGACCUAGAGGUGUGGACAUUUGAGUGAAAUUCAGGCUGCCUUAAAACAGAACAUUAAGAAGACUGGGUUAGCUUAGCCCUCAUCCUAGAAGACGAGCCCCAGCCCUGGCUGCCCCAUCCCACAGCGAUGCUUUCUUUCUGCCAUCAUCUCAGAACCUGAUAACAAUGCAGAAAGAUUCUGAAAGGUACCUGCGGAGGGCAGACACUGAAGACAGAAUGUUGAAGUCAAAAACAACAACAACAACAACAAAAAGACUUUGUACUUCCACUGCUUUCAAACCCACACCAUGAGAAAUCAGAGUGUUUAUAGAUGUAUGAGUUGAUUGCAAUUUUUAUUUUUGGUAACUGUGAAAAAAAAAGAUACUGUGGAGAUAUAUACCUGCCUUGUGUAUUUAUCAGCAUAAUUUUACCAAAUAUAUAGUUAUUGUUUGCCAUGGGAAGCUGAAUCUGAUUUAGAGAAAUUGAAAGGACAUAGCACUUAAAGGGGAUAUCUGAUUUUUUAAACUUUUAUUUAUUAUUCCUAGUAUGUUGUCUGAAAUAUGUUGAUAUUUUUUCUUUCAAUGUGUCAAAUCCAGAAAUAAAGAAAUGUAUACGUUUUGUGCUAUGUUUGGGGAACAAGUCUCUUUUGAUUUGUAUAGUUUUGUAUUCAUUUUUUUUGCCCUGAUUAUUUAGGGUGGCAUAGUCUUUAUUUCUUAAUACUGUGUGUGUAUGUGUGUGUGUAUUUGAGUGAAUUUUCAACAGCUCAUUACCAAUGUUCUUUGAUUGAUUAUUAGAGACCAUCUUUUCAUUUAGUUUUGAAGGUACACUUUGACACCCUAAGCAUUUGUGUAAAGCAGAAUGUGGCAUUUCUCACUGUUGUAAGUUGGUGUUUAUUAAAAUGGAAAUCAUGAAAAUGAGUGUACAACAAAUCCUACUUCUGAAAAGAGAAGGUCUUGCAUCUUGCGAAAUUGUGUAUCAAUAAUAGUAACUUAGUAUCUUAGUUUUUUCUUUUUUUCUUGUUUUGACAGUUUUCUUUCAUGUGUUUACAUUACUGAGUAGCCCUCUGUUUUAAAAGGGAGUGUUUAAUUUCUGCAUUUUUCAUGUCAGAUGAAAGAUGUCAAGUUGGACCAGUUUUCUUGGUUUCUGGAAUCUUAUUGGAGAAAAAAACAAUGCAAAGAAUAACAGUCAUAUCACAAUUGAAGGAAAACCUAUUUUUUAAAAUGUAAACUCAUUUUCACAUUAUACGACAUCUUUUAUUUUAAAUAGUAAGAAAUAAAAUCAUUAUCGCUAUUGAUUACCACCCCCUUAUGCAAGCCAAAGACUACUAAUGGGAAGAAAAUUAAAAAAUAGCCAAAGCUGACAAGUAGUCUACCACAAAUUAUUUCCCAUUGAUCUUUGAAAGAAAAAUUAACAAACUAUGUUUACAUAUCUGUUUCCACUCGAAAAUUUUUCUUUAAAUCUUUCUUCCAUUUAGACUCCUUGUAAAAACAAACAAACAAACAAAAAAACACUUAUCAGUGGCCUCUGUCGACCACUCAUUGUUAUACACACUGCCUUUCCAUGCUGGUUUAAGUGAAUGCUAUAAAAUUUUAAAUCUGUACACCCAAGUGUACACCCAUUGAGAACUCUUGGUUAAAAACACGUAAUUUGACCUUGGUCUGCUUACCAUGAGUUGGUAAGAUCCCAGGAAUGUCUUGUGGUGAUGACGUUCACCGUUAAGGCAUCUGUAAUCAUAUGCUGUUAAUGAACAAGAUGGUCCCUUUGCCUAUAGAUCACUCUUACCGACUUUAGUCUAAGACGUUAUACUCGUGAGGGAAGAACCAGAUGCUGUAUUCCCUACUUAAAACAGUAUUGUCUGAACAGGAAUGUAUGAUCCCUCAUUAUGGAUAUCAACUACGUGUAAUGCAGUGCUAUUCCAAUAUUUUCAAUAAAGGAGUUCAUUCAUUCA
Messenger RNA from Meriones unguiculatus (Mongolian gerbil), 5094 nucleotides. RefSeq names its product nuclear receptor coactivator 7 (gene Ncoa7). The record is from RefSeq and is a predicted model, not a curated record. Gene Ontology annotation, cellular component: nucleus. The coding region runs from base 355 to 3195 and encodes 946 amino acids. Gene Ontology annotation, biological process: response to oxidative stress; regulation of transcription by RNA polymerase II. The transcript is spliced from 16 exons. Lineage: Eukaryota; Metazoa; Chordata; Mammalia; Rodentia; Muridae.